CAUAUUUUCUAACAUAUUGACAAUUAAUCAUACCAGUCAAAUACCAAAUGUCAGUUGUUUGGGGGACCGUCUCUUCCCUGGCGUUAAUUGUGCAUUCUCAUAUUGAUACAACAGUUAGUUAUAAUUUAGUUUUGGGUGGAAAACAGGAUCAACAACCUCGUUUUAAUUUCAUAGCGAAAGUAAAAUGGUUACAUGUCCUCGAUUUCACAUUUAAAUGAAAUUAAAUUAACAGAUAUUGGAAGGGUGUUUGGAUCCUUCAAGACCAUUGCAUCGUCUACUGGUACCAACGACAGUACCACCAAGAGGUCAACAAUGGCUACUACAGGAAAAGAAGUGGUUACUACACAAUCUACCACUGUGGGAAUACAACCCUCUUCUGUUUCUACGACCAACUAUAUCUUACGUACAACUGGAUCUACGACCAAAGAUUCCUUAUCUGCUGUUCGUCCAACUACUAAAGAAGACAACAACGAUACCCUGACCAUCGCAACAAUUGCCAAUCUGUGUGUGCUGACUACCAUCGUGUGCAUCAUUUUGUUCCUUAAACUGGUGAAGCCCAAAAUGAGCAGAUCAUCUCCAAGCCAGAAUCCCUACAGUUCGAGUCAUGUUGAACACACUGGUGAAGCUGAAUUCGAUCACUACAACUAUCUAUCAGCAAUACCCAGCAAUACGCACAGCAACGUAAACUCUCUUGGACAUUCUGAAAGUCAAGAGUAUGCAUCAGUAGACACGUUCGGGAACCUAGAAGAUGACCCGCCUAGAGACGUCUCUUAACUAAGAUUGUUCCAUUGAAAAGCUUUUAAACUAUACAAAUAUCACCAGUCACCUGCA
Haliotis rufescens (red abalone) is the source of this 831-nucleotide messenger RNA. RefSeq lists its product as uncharacterized. The record is from RefSeq and is a predicted model, not a curated record. The coding region runs from base 193 to 774 and encodes 193 amino acids. Lineage: Eukaryota; Metazoa; Mollusca; Gastropoda; Lepetellida; Haliotidae. The transcript has 3 exons.